Molecule: messenger RNA, 2064 nt
Organism: Penicillium brevicompactum
Lineage: Eukaryota; Fungi; Ascomycota; Eurotiomycetes; Eurotiales; Aspergillaceae
Product: PKD domain-containing protein
Exons: 2
Coding region: 1-2064 (687 amino acids)
Source: RefSeq, a predicted model, not a curated record
AUGAUGGAACUGUCAAAGCUGCUGUCCCCUCGGCAGAAUCAUUGGUCUUUGGGCCACAUCACUUUCUUGUUUAUCGCCUUCACAGGCACUCUUGUCAGCUCGCACUCUACUAGCCCUGACUGUCAGUCUCUUGGAACCAAUGGUCCAUGGCAAAUCACCCCGGAUUGCGUUGAUCCCGUCUACCAAAACCCCAUAUACACCAGCCAAACCGACGAGUCUUCCCCUGUCCAGCAUCGCAGAAUACACGGCUACUUCAAUGGCACCGAGAUUGACUUCAAAAUCUAUCUGCCACAUCAAGGUUGGGACGGUCGCUUCUUCCAACUCGUCUUUCCCACGCAAAACUCGACAGCAACACCUGAAGCUAUAGGAUUUGGAGCAGACAGUGGAGGUUACACCGUACAUGUUGCUGGCACUGGCGGCUACCGAGCUGAUGCUGCAGUCGCCAAAAUCUCCAGGAGAAUUGCUCGGGAUUACUACAAAGAUCCUUCUCGCCGAAUCUAUGGAUACAUUUAUGGAGGCAGCGGGGGCUCCUUCAAAACGGUUGGAGCGAUGGAAAACACCUUUUCUGUCUGGGAUGGCAGUGUGCCUUUGAUCCAAGGAAUCCCUAUAUCUGAUCCACACGGCUUCUCUGUCACUGCAUUGGGGGGAUUGGUUCUCGACGAUAAGGCCCAGCAGCUCCAGGAUGCUGUCCGACCCGGAGCAAGCAACGAUUCAUAUCAUUCAUUCAGCAAUCUGCAACUUUCCGUUCUGGAAGAAGUCACAGCAAUGGGUAUGCCUCCAGCGGCUUGGGAAGAUUUUGACGGUAGUGGUCGAAACCGCUCGCAACUAUAUGAGGUAUUGCGUGCCGCUGCCGUCGCUAUGAAAUCCAUAGACCCAACAUAUGUUGAGGAUUUCUGGAAUAAAUCUGGGUACCUGGGUACAGAAAUAUCAGAGCUAGGAGAUGUCAUUCGAGCGUCUUUGAUUGAUCUUAACGCCACUGUCCGCCAACUUUCCAGUGAUGCAGACAAUGUUCCCGUUGAACUUGAUAUAGACGCAUCGCCACUGAAGGCUCUUCGACGCAAUUGGUAUGACUUUACCCUUCAUUCACCGUGCAAUGGUGUAGGAAAAGAGAGAACAUUCACCGGACGCAUGGAUCCUAACUCAACGACGGUUUCGCUCUACUCCGAUAACAACAGCACCGUGCUGCAAUGUUUGAAGCCGGGCUCCAAGCUACGUUUCGAUAACCGAUGGUUCCUUUCUCUCCACGCUUUCCAUCGCUAUGAACUCCCGACUCGCCCAGGAUAUGACGUCUUUGAUUAUCUUCGCAAUGCGGACGGAACACCCAAGUACCCUCAAAGAAGUGUACUCACUGCUCCUAUUCUUGCCGAGUCAGCAACUGGUGGCGGUACCCAUACUGGAAAUAUCACUGCAAAAAUGAUUGUCAUGGAUAAUCUUAUGGACAACAAAGCCUUCCCAUGGGAGGCUGACUGGUACCGAAAGCAAGUUCGGAACUCUCUGGGCGAUUGCUUUGGUGACAAUUACCGUCUGUAUUACAGCGAUAAUGCCGACCAUGAAAUGGGGCCCGUUCAAGGUCCUGUGCAGUAUCGUCUUAUUGACUUCACUGGUCUUUACGAGCAACAUCUGCGAGACCUCAGCGCGUGGGUGGAGAGAGGGGUUGAACCUCCCACGGCUACCAAUUACACCGUUUGUGGUGGUCAGGUUCAUGUUCCCGAGUCAUCUUCUCAGCGUGCGGGAAUUCAGCCUGUGGCCUAUUUGAAAGCAGAGGGUAGCACACGGGCUGAGGUCCAAGCGGGCUCCCCGGUGGCUCUAACGGCGGUUGUUGAAGUGCCCAAUGGCGUUGGGAAGAUCGUUUCCAUUGAAUGGGAUAUUUAUGGAAACGGAUCCUUUGUCUCGGCGGCCCUCGAGGAGCCUAGCCCCGUGGUCAAAGUGAACGCCACACAUAUCUACUCAGAACCUGGAGAAUACUUUCCAAGUGUUCGUGUCGCAUCUCAUAGGUCUGGAGAAAAAGAAACGACGUAUGCAUUGGCCUACAACCUUGGGCGGGCUAGAGUUGUCGUCAAAUAA